AUGGAAGAGGGACUUCACGCCGAAGGAAGUGCGGUGCUGGCACGAUCCGCGCCAGAGUGUCAGGAGGUAUUGGAGCAACUUGAGUCUUUCUUGGACGACGAGGACUUGCUGCAGCAGGUGCAAAAGCUUCGCGAGAGCGGCAAUGAGCAUGUCCGACAAGGCCGCUACGCAGAUGCAGCCUGGUGCUAUGAGGACUGCUUGCAA
This is a messenger RNA of Symbiodinium necroappetens, 204 nucleotides long. Lineage: Eukaryota; Dinophyceae; Suessiales; Symbiodiniaceae. The record is from the annotation of a GenBank genome assembly.